AUGAUGUCAGAAGACGCUCCACCAUCAAGGAAUCAAGAAAUCAGUAUGUUUUUGGUUUAGUUUUACCAAUUUUAAAUAUUUUUUUAGUUUUAAAUUUAAAAUUUUUUGUUCAGGUAUCUCGAUGUCUCCGACAGCCCCUGGUGUCGCAGAAGUUGAACCAAAUCAAGACGAUAGUUUUGCGUUAUCAAAUGGUUCUACUAGGACAAAGAUCUGCGCUAAGUAAGUGACACUAUCUAUGUUGUUGAUGUUUUCAGCCCGGAAAUGGCACAGAUAGCAGCUAAAGUGGAAUCUAUAAAGAACUGGACAGUAAACAGGUUUAAAACAACUAAACAUUCUGUAUUUGAGCAGCUGGGAAAGGUACGAUUACCUAAAUUGAUUAUAUUUUACAUUUUAGGUUGAGAAAACGAUUGACACUGAUAUGGACAGCCGGAUAAACAACUUGAAAGACCUUCACAAUCGCUACAGAGAUGUUUUAACAGCGGCAAAGACAUACUCAGAUCAUAUACAAGCACUAAACACUUCUCAACGUAUUCUUUCUGAAUCUAUCUAUCAGCUUUCCUUAAAGGAGAACGAUCUAAAACAAACCCUGACAGAUCGGAGUGAAGUUCUUCGAGCUUUCAGUCAUAAUGGGGAUGCACUUAUCAAGUCGAUUGGACACUUUGUGUCUUCAUUGGAAACUCUUUGCAAUAAAACGAUCAAAGACACGAUGUUAACCAUCCAGGUCUACGAACAGGUAGGAGUUGUUUUUUUAUAACAAAUGGUUCAAAUGGUUUAUGCGAUGUUUUAUUUAUAGUCUUACCUUUAGGCACGGUUAGAAUAUGACGUUCACAGACACGAACUGGGUACAUUAAAACAAAAUGUGGAUGCUGAUCAAACCAAGAUUCCAGAGUUCGAAAGUCAAUGUAACGAACACAAGAAGAAGUACGAGCAGCUAAAGGAAGAUGUUCGGGUAAGUGCUUUUCAAGUUUUUAUGGAGUUCAUUGUUUAAAUUCAUGAAUUUUUUUUGUUCAAACUUCAAAAUUGAGUAUUCAUUUUGUAGGUAAAAAUUGCGCUUUUGGAUGAAAAUCGACUAAAAGUAAUGCGAACACAGCUCAAGCAGUUAGAAGACGGGUUGUCCCAUUGGUUUGGGGAAAAUAUUAAAAGUCUCGAGCAGAACAGUCCUCGAGAGCCGCCAAAUCACGAUGAAAUGACAUUUAGCCGCGGGGAAAUGAAGCCGGCCUCUUUUUUGGAACAGUAA
This is a messenger RNA of Bursaphelenchus okinawaensis, 1237 nucleotides long. The record is from the annotation of a GenBank genome assembly. NCBI's taxonomy places the organism in Eukaryota, Metazoa, Nematoda, Chromadorea, Rhabditida, Aphelenchoididae.